CCUCCACGCUCUGGUGCGGAGGGGCACCAGCUGCGGGAGCGGCCGGGCGGCGGCGGCGCUGGGCUCGCGGGCGGCGGCCGUGGGAACGGGCGCCCUGGACCGACCUCUGCGCCGCCCAGCGCGACCGGAGGCGGAGGAGGAGCAGCGCGUCGCGGCCCCGGCGUCGAGUCACUCCAUGGAUUCCUUUGGUCAACCCAGACCAGAAGAUAACCAGUCAGUAGUCAGCAAAAUGCAAAAGAAGUACUGGAAAACCAGACAGGUCUUUAUCAGAGCAACAGGAAAAAAGGAGGAUGAGCACGUGGUGGCUUCUGAUGCUGAACUGGAUGCUAAACUUGAGGUCUUUCAUUCCAUUCAAGAGACAUGCACUGAACUUCUGAAGAUAAUUGAGAAAUAUCAGCUAAGACUCAAUGUUAUAUCGGAGGAAGAAAACGAACUAGGGCUCUUUUUAAAGUUCCAAGCAGAACGGGAUACAACGCAGGCUGGCAGAAUGAUGAAAGCCACUGGCAAGGCACUCUGUUCUUCAGCCAAGCAAAGAUUGGCCCUGUAUACUCCUCUGUCUCGUCUAAAGCAAGAAGUAGCAACAUUCAGUCAAAGGGCAGUCUCUGAUACCCAGAUGACAAUUAAUCGAAUGGAACAGGCACGCACAGAAUACAGAGGAGCUCUGCUGUGGAUGAAAGAUGUAUCCCAAGAACUGGACCCAGACACCUUAAAACAAAUGGAAAAGUUCAGAAAAGUACAGAUCCAAGUGAGAAAUAGCAAAGCUUCUUUUGACAAGUUAAAGAUGGAUGUUUGUCAGAAAGUGGAUUUACUUGGAGCUAGUCGCUGCAAUAUGUUGUCACAUUCACUUGCUACCUACCAGAGAACACUUCUUGGAUUCUGGGAGAAAACAGCUCGAAUGAUGUCCCACAUCCGUGGAGCCUACGUUGGCAUUCAUCCAUAUGAUUUUGUAGCUCUCAAGCAACUACAAGACACUCCAAGCAAGCUUACUGAAGACCACAAGGAAGAACAAAUUGAAGACAGUUCUCUUCCUGAGAACCUCAAUAAAUUGGUUUUGUCAGAUGAGGUAGUGAGCUUGGGAAAUGAAUCAGCAACUGAAGAUCACAAGGAAAAACAUUCUCAAAUAAGAGAAUUUGGAGCAGAUCAACUUUCUAACUCAGAAAAUGUUGCAAAAGAUUUACCGGUAGAUUCAUUGGAAGAUGAUUUUGAGAAGGAAUUCUCAUUUUUGAACAGCCUCCUAAGUCCUGGUUUUUUGAGUGCUAGUGAACUUCCCCAGGAAUGCCAGGCUGUCUUUGGGAGCCCCAAGGCCAGUCUCUCGUCCCAGGAGCCUCCCAGGGGAUCUGAGCCUCUUGUUCACUCCUCACGAUUCCUUCCUUCACAACUCUUUGACCUUGGUCUUCGUGCUUCUGGAGCUUUCAACAGCUGGGCCUCCCAAGGGGGAGAACUUCCUCUUUCACACAUUGAAAACCAGCCGGUGCCUUCAGGGAGUUCCAAGAAAUUAACAAAAUCUCCCAACAGUGGUACCCAGGACAUGUCAGCUUGGUUCAAUCUAUUUGCAGACUUGGAUCCACUUUCAAACCCAGAUGCUAUUGGACACUCAGAUGAUGAACUUCUUACUGCCUGACUGAAGUUAUGAUGUCACCUCAAUGGCCUUGAGACAUCAAUUUUGCAACUUAUUGCCUUUGUGGAAAGGAGUUUACAUUGUCACCCAUACACGAAAACAUUGCGUUUGCAAAUUUAACACUUGACAGCCAACUUUAGACAGAUGGUGAGGACUACACUUUAAUAUAUUAAGUAUCUCUUUAAUAUCUUGGAUUUGCAGCCGCUGAUAAUAUAUGGAAAACAUUAGAAACUAUUGGGUCUUAAAUAUUUACCAAAAUUUAUUUUAAAAUACAGGAAUAAUUCUGUCAGUAGGAG
Molecule: messenger RNA, 1914 nt
Organism: Phacochoerus africanus (Common warthog)
Lineage: Eukaryota; Metazoa; Chordata; Mammalia; Artiodactyla; Suidae
Gene: ICA1L
Product: islet cell autoantigen 1 like
Exons: 13
Coding region: 176-1621 (481 amino acids)
Biological process (GO): regulation of transport
Cellular component (GO): Golgi apparatus
Molecular function (GO): protein domain specific binding
Source: RefSeq, a predicted model, not a curated record